AUGUCCACCUUUGAGCACUCCCGAGGCCGUUCUAUUUGCAUGUCAAAACUGGAAUCCACACCCUCCAUCUGUAGACUGCUUGUCAUGUUGGGACAACUCCUGGUCUUUGUUUGCGCUGGCAGACAGAAGAGUCUUCAAAUUUUGAACUGAACACAUUUAUUUAUGUCUCCAAGUGGAAUAUUUUGCAAGCAGGCAAGAAAAUUCUCUGGAAAUCCCCAUUCUCAGUAUGCUCUCAGGCUCUUGAACACUGCAUUUAUUGGUCUGGCCGAGAUCUCCUGGAUCAAUGGAGUCUCCACGAUUUUCCUUACCGUCUUCACUGAGUGGAGAUUUUAAAUGUGAAGAUUACAUCCAACCCCACUAUAAGGAGUCGUACCGUCUGGCUAUUGAUCACCUGGUGAACAAUGGCAAAGAUGGAUAUCUGAAGUUCCUCAAAGAAGAACGCAUUGGCAGCUUCCUCUCAGAAGAAGAGCUUCUCUUUAUCACUGAAAAUGCAGAACAACUCUCACCUGAAACUCAAGCAGAGGAGAUCAGUGGUGAUGUGGACAGUCAAUCAUCCUCAGGGACAUACUGGCCAACAUACUCAGAUGAGGACACGCCAGAUUUGGACUUAGGAUGGCCAGAGGUCAUGCAUGAAAGACUGCAGACCAAUAUUGAUUUGCUCUUUCAUCCCCCGAGACAAAACAACCCCACAAUCAAAGAGGUGGUCCGAAAGCAUAUUCAAGAUGCACGACAGGUCAUUGCCAUUGCGAUGGACCAGUUCACAGAUGUAGAUCUUUUCAAAGAAAUUGUGGAUGCUUCUUCACGAGGAGUUCCGGUGUAUGUGCUUUUGGAUGAUUACCAUUUAAAAGGUUUCCUCAAAAUGGCUGAAACUCAAGAUGUGAAAAUUCAACAACUCAGGAACAUGAGAGUGCGCACUGUAAAAGGUCAGAAUUACCUCUGUCGAUCAGGAGCUAAAUUUCAUGGAGCAAUGGAGCAGAGGUUUCUUUUAGUUGACAGCCAAAUAGCUGUCUAUGGAUCAUACAGUUUCACAUGGUCAUAUGAGAAGAUCAAUCUGAGUAUGGUGCAGGUGAUAACAGGGCAUCUGGUGAAAUCCUACGAUGAAGAGUUUCGAACACUCUACGCCAGAUCAACAGUUCCAGCUGAACUAUGUCCUCCAGAACCCUUGUUCCAGCACAUCGGGCAGGUUAGACAGAUUUUGCCAAAAUACGGACCUCCAAAAAUUGACCGAACUGACCAUUUGAGGCACACUCUGGACACUGUCUAUCGGAAAGCCUGUGAGAGACAACUCGGUAUAAGAGACCUUGAAGAGAGACUUUAUGAACAAGACUCUCCUAAACUUAGACCUGUGGUUGAAAAUGGGAUUAGUGCACACAAACCAAUCAUGCAUUUGCUGUCCCCCGAGGAAAAGAGCCUCAGGAAAAGGCACAGCUACGCUGGGGAGAGACAAAAUACAUACCUUUCAGAGAACAUCAGACCCAGAGCAAGUAACUGGAACAUCUGUCAUGAUAUGGACAAUGGAAUAAAUAACUUCCUCAUGGAAAAUUAUUCUCAAAUGCCUAAAAUUUACAGAAAUCAACCCAUGCGACAGUUAUGCCAUGGGAAUGAUAAACCAAUUCUCCCCAUUCAGCAGAACAUGCCUUUAGUGGAAAAUGCAUCCAAGUCCUUCAUGCGCACAUGGAGGAUUGAGUCUUAUCUCAAAAGCUUUGAUGUCCCAUUGAGAGACUCCUGUGACUAUUUAGACCAGUUUGAAUCACUUGACAAAGCAAACUCCUUCAUGCAAGGGAGACUGAGGAAUUCUCUCAUUUUUAGAUCUGCUAUUCCAGAGCAAAUAGAGACAAACAGACACAUGAACAAUUCCUUUACUGCUUUGCCCUCAGCGUUGCCAAACGCCGCAUUGCACUACUCAUCGAUGCAGUGGAAUCCAUCAACAACAGCUGAAAGCAGAACAAAUAAUGAAGACUUCAAAUUGAAGAGGCAAAGUUUGCAGAUGUUGGAUGAUUCACGGGAAAAUUUAAGCUAUGGUCCGGGAAGAAAUGCUUACCCAUCCACAUAUGUGAGCUUGAGCAGAACCAAAGGGCCAAUGAUGAUGAUUAAAACCCCUGACAUUAUGACAGACAGCUGGCAAAAACGGCACAGUGUGGCUGAUCCUCGAUCAAAUGUGGAAUAUGAAUUGUCGGGUCACAUGUACGGCAGUGCUUAUGGUAGGACACAAGUGCACAGAAGCACAGCAGGGAUCAACGUGCCAAAUGGAGGAUACAAACCACAUUUGAAUGAAGAUCAGCGAUCCAUGUCACAUUAUGAUGUCAAGACCAUAAUGGGCAAAAACGACUCAUCCACACCCAUUUGUCAGGAGCCGCCCUGCAGAACUGUGUCUGCAGCAGUGCUGGAAAUGAAUACAAGGGAUUUGACGGUGAAGUCCAACAACAUGAACUCGCAGGCUUUCCUACAGAAGAGUUCAAGGAAAAUAAGGUCCUUUCUCAACAUGCCAGAGAAAAAAGAGGGUUCUGCUGCAACGAGUGCAACACCAAGUCUGAAGUCAGUGGAGAGCACUGACACCCUAACUGCUGAUGAUGAAGCUAAAAGCGAUGGCACGGGGAGAAAACAUGCCCAAAACAUCUCCAGCUCCGUCAAAUCAUCUGCACAGCAGAAGAGCCAGAAAGUUGACGAACAUUUCAAAUCAUCAAUACCUCGCUUUAAAACCGAAGAUGAUCAAUAUCCACAGCCCAGUUCUCCCCCAAAGCCUCCAGCAACACAACAAACACACCCUGUAUCUGACACAAAUGUGAGGCCCAGCUUAGAUGGCGGAAACUGGCGAAAAGGUCGAGGUGCUGAGCCCCGCCUGUACAGCAGGUAUGAGCCUUUCUGUGCAGUGGAAAAGAAACCGGCCAUACGGCUGACAACUACCAAAGCUCACUCUCAGGAGAAACCAAAAACUGCUUUCAAGGGCGACGCAGCUGUUGAACACAACAUCAGCCGAACUGUACGAGGACACCAUGAAAAUAAGCUGGAGAAAUUCAUUCAUAGAGUGGGGAAUCUCAUUCACAAAAAUAAGUGAUUACUGUUGGAAUUUCAGGACUUUUAUAUUAACAGAUUAUGUUUUAUAACAGGGAAAUGGAAGGGGUGUGUUUUAAUUUUUUUUUUUUUUUUUUUACAGAGUUGAAUAUAUGCUUGUGUUUACACAAAAUUGACUGUUUACAGCUUGCCCUCUGCUAAUUUGAUUGUUUACAGGUUAAGGAUUGAUGACAUGGUGUAAACGAUUAAUGUAAAAUAUAUUUGCCUCUUACAGGGAGUCUUUAUGUGUGCUGGUGUCAAACUCCAGCAGUCAAUUAAAACUCUGUGGGGUGUGAGUCACAAAGGAAAACUGUAACGCCUAAAUAACUGAUGGCUGUGAGCGUGCACACAUUCCAAAAUGCUGUUGUGUUGGCAGAAUACUACGCUGUCACUGUGUGAUCUUUUUUUUUUAUUAGAGUGGAGCUGUUGCAGUGCUACGUGGGAGCCAAAACGCUAUAAGAUAUCCACAACUGCAAAAUACUGUAUAUAUACGUACUACGUACAACAGCAUUACAUAUGAAUUUUAUAGUGGUGGAUAUCUUGUACCCUCCUUUGUGUGUGUGUGUGUGUGUGUGUGACUCAUUAGCAGGCUUUUAAUGAGCCUUUCAUUGGAUUAAGAGUGUCAGGAAGGUAGAUUUCGUGGACCGAACUUGGGCACCCCUGAUAUAGGGGAACCACUUUAAGUGCUACAUGACACCUAUGAUUCAUCUACGAUUAUGACAUUUGGGUAAAUGGUAAAUGGACUGCAUUUAUAUAGCACUUUUCCAUCUGCAUCAGACACUCAAAGCGCUUUACAAUUAUGCCUCACAUUCACCCAGAUGUCAGGGUGCUGCC
Thalassophryne amazonica is the source of this 3885-nucleotide messenger RNA. It is a transcript of the gene sack1b, whose product is annotated as family with sequence similarity 83 member B. The transcript has 6 exons. Gene Ontology annotation, cellular component: membrane; cytoplasm. The coding region runs from base 284 to 3055 and encodes 923 amino acids. Gene Ontology annotation, biological process: epidermal growth factor receptor signaling pathway. The record is from RefSeq and is a predicted model, not a curated record. Lineage: Eukaryota; Metazoa; Chordata; Actinopteri; Batrachoidiformes; Batrachoididae.